AUGGGACGGAACCGGAAAACACAGCGAGCUGCUCUUCUGCGUGAGCGAAAAAAGCGCACAUUGGCAGUAGAAGAACAUCCUAAAGAUUAUAAACCUUGUGUGUUGGUUUCAGAAUUCAUCAAUAGAGAUAUUGUAGCAAUACAAUUGGAGGUUCCAACGACCCGGGGAAAAACGGACAUCAUCGUAGCUUCGGCCUAUUUCCCAGGAGACAACGGUGAAACACCUCCAACAGAAGUUGCAGCGCUAGUUCAACACUGCAAAUCGAAGAACAAACAGCUCAUUAUUGGGUGUGAUGCAAAUGCCCACCAUACAGUUUGGGGCAGCAGCAACAUUAAUUUUAGAGGUAAUGAUCCCACAUUUGUUACAUCAACUAGACAGGAAGUUCUUGAUCUAACACUUUGUAGUUUUAAACUAUCAGAUAUGAUUGUAAAUUGGCAUGUGUCGAAUGAGCAAUCGUUAUCUGAUCAUAGACAUAUAAUGUUUAAUUACAAUUCUGGAGAUCUUUUAAUCGAGCAAUUCAGAGACCCCAGGAAAACCAAUUGGGAUACCUACUUUUCCAAACUUUUGAACGAUGAUUUCAUACCGAUGGAUAAUACAGCUUCCAUCGAGCAACUUGAAACAGUCUCGUCAACAUUUACCACUAAUAUCAUGACAGCUUUUGAGGAAAGCUGCCCACUGAAGCGGAAAACUUCAAGCAAAGACGCGUCAUGGUGGAAUCGAAAGCUUGAAAAGCUUAGAAAAUUGACUAGGAAACUUUUCAACAAAGCCAAGGCUACUUCUGAUUGGACUAAUUAUAGAGAAUGUAUAACAGAGUACAAUCGAGAAAUCCGUAAAUCUAAAAGAAGGGAUUGGAGGAAUACAUGCGAGCAAGUUGACAGCUUGCCUGUUAUAGCAAGACUUCACAAAGCCCUUUCAAAAGAUCACACUAAUGGACUUGGAAGCCUAAAAAAUAAACAUGGCCAGUUUACAACCGAUUCUCAGGAAUUGCUUAGUAUCAUGAUAGACACACACUUUCCAGGCUCAAUUCAAACGUCUUCCGAUGACGCACAGGGCUUCAACGCAGCUCAGUCUAGUUCAAUUAUGGACGAAGAUGGAGUUCAAGAAUUAGCCAGUGCUAUUUUCACGGAGUCGAGAGUUGAGUGGGCAGUGGAUUCUAUAAGUCCCUUCAAGUCUCCAGGAUUAGAUGGAAUUUAUCCAGUGCUAUUACAAAAAAGCAAGGAUAUCACGGUUCCUCUUCUGACAAAGAUGUUUAGGGCAAGUUUGAUACUAGGAUACAUUCCUAAGAAAUGGCGAGAAGUCCGGGUUAUCUUCAUUCCUAAAGCGGGACAACCUUUUCUUGAUAUUGAGGGAGCAUUUGAUAAUGCCUCCCACAAUUCAAUAAAUAGAGCCAUGGAGGAACGGGGUUUUGACAGGUGCAUUUCCAGUUGGAUACAUGCUAUGCUAACCAACCGCACAAUAACUACAAAACUGGGAGGAUCUACUUUAACGACAAAACCAACUAGAGGUUGCCCUCAAGGGGGAGUCCUAUCUCCUAUGCUGUGGUCCCUAGUAGUCGAUGAUCUUCUAAAUAAAUUGGCUGAAAAAGGCUAUGAAGCCAUAGGAUUCGCUGACGAUAUAACAAUAUUAGUAAGGGGAAAGUAUGAACAUAUUAUUUCCAAUAGAAUGCAAUCUGCCCUCAACUACACACUUAAAUGGUGUGACUUGGAAGGACUAAGUAUUAACCCUUCUAAAACAGUCAUAAUACCAUUUACAAGAAGAAGGAAAUACAGUAUUGCGGAUCUGCAGCUGAGGGGAGUCCAAUUGAAGCUAUCCAAACGUACAAAAUACUUGGGUGUUAUACUUGACCAUAAGCUAAAUUGGAACGAUCAUCUAGAGUAUGCAAUCUCAAAAGCAAGCAGUGCUCUUUGGGCUUGCAGCAAUACAUUUGGUAAAAAGUGGGGACUUAAACCGAGGAUGAUUCACUGGAUCUAUUCGGCAAUUGUGAGACCCAGACUAACAUAUGCUUCGCUAUUGUGGUGGCCUAAAACUACACAAAUAACAGCUCAAAAAAUGCUUGGAAAGCUACAACGUAUGGCGUGCUCUUCAAUAACUGGAGCAAUGACCAGCACACCUUCCAAAGCUCUAGAUGCUCUUUUAUAUCUUCUACCGUUGCACCAAUUCGUACAACUUGAAGCAGAAAAAGGUGCUCUUAGGCUUAGGCGUGUUAAACACUUUCAAGAUGGAGAUCUCAAUGGACACCUACGAAUCCUCCGAGAUUUUCAACUGAACACCCUGGUAAUCAUGAACGAAGACUGGAUGGAAACUAGGACAAACUUCGAUAUACCCUUCAAAGUAAUCGAAACCGAUCGCAGAUUAUGGGAAGAAGGUGGUCCUAAGACUCGUCCGGGAUCACUCCUGUUUUACACCGAUGGUUCUAAAAUUGGCAAAUCCACAGGAGCUGGGGUUACUGGACCAGGAAUCGACAUAUCAAUUCCAAUGGGACAGUGUCAAGCAGCUCUAAAUGCCUUAAAAGCAUACACAUGCCAGUCAAAGCUGGUUUGGGAGUGCAUCCUCUCCCUAAGACAAUUGGCUUUAACUAACAAUGUUAAUUUAUACUGGGUACCCGGACAUGCCGGUAUAGAAAAAAAUGAAAAGGCCGAUCUCUUAGCGAGAAUUGGUUCGUCAACUGAAUUCGUUGGGCCUGAGCCAUUCUGCGGGGUGUCCACAGCCUGCGUAAAAGCUGAGCUCAAAGUCUGGGAAUCAUCAACGAUUGAUGCCAACUGGAGAGCUGUUCCAACAUUACGACAAUCAAAGCGUUUCAUUACGCCAUGCAAAAGCAUCACACGCAGCUUAAUCAGUUUGAAUAAAAUGGAUCUGAGUACGCUGACCGGUCUUUUAACCGGACACUGUCCGAGCAGAUAUCACCUUAAAAAUAUAGGUAAGCUGACAGAUGACAUAUGUCGAUUCUGUAAUUUUGAGAUCGAGACCUCAGAACAUAUACUGUGUCAAUGCAGCGCUCUAAUUCAACGAAGACUGCGUAUUCUCGGAGAGGGCGUUCUAACGCCUAGCGAGAUAUGGUCUGCUGAAACAAAAAAGGUACUGAAAUUCAUUAAGGAAGUCAUACCUUCUUGGGGGGAAAUGCAAAUUCAUAGGGCGACCAACACGCUGACUCAUAGUGAUGGAACGAACUGA
Molecule: messenger RNA, 3171 nt
Organism: Sabethes cyaneus
Lineage: Eukaryota; Metazoa; Arthropoda; Insecta; Diptera; Culicidae
Exons: 5
Coding region: 1-3171 (1056 amino acids)
Molecular function (GO): catalytic activity; nucleic acid binding
Source: RefSeq, a predicted model, not a curated record